Messenger RNA from Lithohypha guttulata, 1923 nucleotides. RefSeq names its product beta-glucan synthesis-associated protein (gene KRE6). Gene Ontology annotation, cellular component: plasma membrane; endoplasmic reticulum membrane. Gene Ontology annotation, biological process: (1->6)-beta-D-glucan biosynthetic process; fungal-type cell wall organization. The transcript has 2 exons. The record is from RefSeq and is a predicted model, not a curated record. The coding region runs from base 1 to 1923 and encodes 640 amino acids. NCBI's taxonomy places the organism in Eukaryota, Fungi, Ascomycota, Eurotiomycetes, Chaetothyriales, Trichomeriaceae. Gene Ontology annotation, molecular function: glucosidase activity.
AUGGCGUCAAAAAACAGCUCGAAAGGCCCUCAGAUACCACCACACAUUCGCCUGAAUUCACAACCUGGAGACCUAUCUACGGCUGAUCCAGUGGGACAAUCGAGGUCCCUCACGAAACAACGAAACUCGAACAAUCCUUUCUUUUCAGAACAGUCGCCCGACAGAUUAGCCCUGCCAUCAGCAAAACGACCGAAACCUUACCGAGAUGACUCCUUUGGGUCUGCCAUUUCGCCCGCCUCGCCCGGCCUGUCACAAUUCUCUUCUAGAAGGUCGAGUUGGGAAUCGAGCGAUUCUAAAGGCAUAGACAAUCCGUUCGCAGAUUCGCGGCCGACGUCAAGAGCUGGAAGUGAAGAGGACCUUAACACACAAACAGUUUCUGAAAAGUACAACAUAUUACCUUUAGCUGACAAUGGGCUGCUGCUGUAUCCCGAAGACAUCGAAAAGGAUGACGACCUUCACAACCCGGAUGGUGAUGAGUCACGAGAUUGCGAUAUCUUCACGAAGCGUGGUUUCGCAAAUGUGGGCGGAUUGGCUUUGAUCACGCUUGGACUAUUAGUACUGUUCAUCGGUUACCCAGCCUUGACUUUCAUACAGAGAUACACUGUUGUCACAAAUCCGUGCAAAAACAACCCGAAUUGCCUCAACGUUGGCAAAGUACCUCUAUUACAAAACAUUCGCUCAGGCCUAAUAGAUCCGGAUACACCGAAAGAGGCGCUUACAAAGAAAGACUUUCAUGGUAACGAGUGGAAGCUGGUCUUCUCGGACGAGUUCAAGAAACCUGGGAGAACCUUUUACGAUGGCGACGAUCCUUUUAUGCAAGCGGUUGACAUCUGGUACGGUGUUACGAUCGACUUGGAAUGGUACGACCCGGAUGCAGUCACAACCACUGACGGAUAUAUGGAUAUCCGUUUUGACGCCUUUCAAAACCACAAUCUCAAUUAUCGUUCGGGUAUGAUUCAGACUUGGAACAAAAUGUGCAUGAAAGGUGGUAGACUAGAGGCAAGCGUCUCUUUACCUGGAAGAGGUGAUACUGUAGGUUUUUGGCCAGGUCUUUGGACACUAGGCAACCUGGGCAGACCUGGCUAUGCCGCAACCACAGACGGUAUGUGGCCAUACAGCUACGCCGACGUGUGUGAUGCAGGUAUCACUCCUAAUCAGAGCUCACCGGAUGGUAUCAGUUACCUUCCUGGUAUGAGGCUGCCUGCUUGCACUUGCAAGGGCCAGGAUCAUCCUACGCCUGGUAAGUCUCGUUCGGCACCAGAAAUCGAUGUUCUCGAAGCGACCAACGCACCUUUCGACGCCGCUGGAAACGUCAUCGGUCACGUUUCCCAGUCUUUUCAGGUCGCACCCUUCGAUGUGUGGUACUACCCGAACUACGACUUCGUCGAAGUCUAUGACUAUUCAAUCACGCAAGUCAACACAUAUCGUGGUGGACCGUAUCAGCAAGCUGUAUCAGCACUUGUCAACUUGAACAACGAUUGGUAUGAUGGCAACCAAUACCAGACGUAUGCUUUCGAAUAUACCCCAGGAGCAGAUGGUGAUGUGAUAUGGUUUGUUGGAGACGAGCCCACAUGGAGAGUAACAGGAGAUUCACUUGGUCCGAAUGGUAAUGUGGGACAAAGAGUCAUGCCAGAGGAACCAAUGUCUGUCAUUGUCAACUUUGGCAUGUCAGACAGCUUCUCUCCCAUCAACUUUACCGGUAUAGGCAACACGCUGCCUGCACACAUGAGAAUCGACCAUCUUAGAAUCUACCAGGAUCCAUCCAACAAUAACAUGGUUAUGGGGUGUGAUCCACCAGGCUACGAAACCACAGCAUACAUUAACGCACAUCGUGAGGUGUACUACAACCAGAACAUCACCAGAUGGGAGGAUGCUGGUUAUUCGUGGCCACAGAAUACACUAAUGGAUGACUGUAGCAAGUAA